AGGGUUUCUGUCGUAGAUGAUGCCUCUUAUCUUCUCGCAUCCCGAAGCGGCCUUGACAUGCCUCAGCUGCCCAAAGGAGGGGUCCUCGGAGUCGUGCUCGGGCCCCCGCAAGAGAAGCGGCUGACGUCCGAAGCGUUCAUUGCCCGCAGAGCUCCGAACCCCCCGCGAUCCCUCGCCAGGUCCCUUAGGCGCUUGGCAUCCCGGCUCUGCUCGCGGCCGAGCUUUCAGUUCUUAGCGUUUAUCACUUUCCCGUGCCGAGAUAUAUACUUGAUACAGAAAUUAAAGUCUUUGCCGGCGCCGGCGUCUGCACCAGCAAAAGCUCUGAAAACAAGUCCAACCAACGGCGACCGUAACUAGUGAUGCUUACUUACAUCAGUGACGAUACCGUUGUUCAUAAAGAGGGUUAUGAGUGGGGUGUUGAGGUGGACGCCCCACUCUGCAACCUGGCUUAGUGGAGCGCCAGGGAGCCUGAUACAGCAGCAACUUUCAGAAGGCCGGUGGUUGCAGAGAGUCCAGGGGACAAUUCAUCUCUUUAGAAAACCGCAAAGAUCUUUUUUUGGCAAGUUAUUACAGGAAUUUAGACUUGUAGCAGCUGACCGAAGGUCCUGGAAGAUAUUGCUCUUUGGUGCAAUAAACUUAACAUGUACUGGCUUCCUACUUAUGUGGUGCAGUUCCACUAACAGUAUAGCUUUAACUGCCUAUACUUACUUGACCAUUUUUGAUCUUUUUAGUUUAAUGACAUGUUUGAUAAGUUACUGGGUAAUGAUGAAGAAACCUAGUCCUGUCUAUUCAUUUGGAUUUGAAAGAUUAGAAGUCUUAGCUGUAUUUGCCUCCACGGUCUUGGCACAGUUGGGAGCUCUAUUUAUAUUAAAAGAAAGUGCAGAACGCUUUUUGGAGCAGCCCGAGAUACACACGGGAAGAUUAUUAGUUGGUACUUUUGUGGCUCUUUCCUUCAACUUGUUCACAAUGCUUUCUGUUCGGAAUAAACCUUUUGCUUAUGUCUCUGAAGCUGCUAGUACGAGUUGGCUUCAAGAGCAUGUUGCAGAUCUUAGUCGGAGUAAUUAUUUUGCUGUAGACACUGCAUCUGCAAUAGCCAUUGCUCUGAUGACGUUUGGCACUAUGUAUCCCAUGAGCGUGUACAGUGGCAAAGUAUUACUGCAGACAACACCACCCCAUGUUAUUGGUCAGUUGGACAAACUUAUCAGAGAGGUCUCAACUUUGGAUGGAGUUUUAGAAGUUCGAAAUGAGCAUUUUUGGACUCUAGGUUUUGGCACAUUGGCUGGAUCAGUGCAUGUAAGAAUUCGACGAGACGCAAAUGAACAAAUGGUUCUUGCUCAUGUGACCAAUAGGCUGUACACUCUGGUGUCUACUUUGACUGUACAAAUUUUCAAGGAUGAUUGGAUUAGACCUGCCUUACUGUCUGGGCCUGUUGCAGCCAACGUCCUAAACUUUUCAGAUCAUCACAUAAUUCCAAUGCCUCCUUUAAAGAGUACUGAUGAUUCAAACCCUGUCACAUCAACUCCAAAUAAACCUAGUAGUCCACCUCCAGAAUUUUCCUUUAACACCCCUGGAAAAAACGUGAACCCAGUUAUUCUGCUAAACACCCAAACAAGACCUUAUGGUUUGGGUCUUAAUCAUGGACACACACCUUAUAGUAGCAUACUUAAUCAAGGACUUGGAGUUCCAGGAAUUGGAGCAAGCCAAGGACUCAGGACUGGUUUUACAAAUAUGCCAAGUAGAUAUGGAACUAACAAUAGAAUUGGACAACCAAGACCAUGAUGUACUGUACUUUAAUUUAUUUUUAUGAGGAAUAUUGACUCCUUGACUUCCAAUUUAUUUAGUAAUCCAACUGUGCAUUGACUGUUCAAUCAUUUACUCUAAAUGUUAGAGAGUAGUAAGGUUUGUUCACAUUACAUGAAACCGAUGAAACUAUAUUUUUGUAAAAUGUAUUUGGGGCUGUGAGAACCUUCUAAAUGUUGUAGGGUUAAAUAGGCUUCCUAUAGAAAGCGUGUUUCUCUAAAUUUGAAUUUUGCUAUUUUUGGUUUUGUAGUUGACUGCAGUUUGAUAGACAUUAUCUUUACAAUAAGAGAACCACUUGAUGGAGCAGAUCUGUCACAUAAUUAAAAGUAUAAUAUUUUCUUCAGUGAAAUUUAUAAACAUGCUUCUUGAAUAAUGAUAUACAUUUUAGGAAAGGAAAAAAAUGUCCAUUCCAAAAGUAAAAGUCUCUUUUAUAGCGUAUCCAAACUUAAUUGCUACAUUUUUCUUUGAGGUCCUCCUGAUUUAUGUCUUGCAAAAGAAAAGCAGAUUUUUUUAUCAGAAAUUUUAGAACAUAUUCUACUAUCUAGCAUAAUUUGAAAAUUUAAAUUAUCCAUUUUUUUUAUAGUUUCUCUCAUUAAAAUAUUUCAGUACAUUUAUAAAUAGUCCGUGGUUCUCAAAGUGUUAUUUUGGUUAAAUGAAUACCAAAUCCUUUGGUAAUGUGAACUGAAGGAAUCCCAGUUUUCUGUCUUACAUUUAAUCAAAUACUGACAUAAUAAGCAGAAAACAUCAAAAACCCAAAUACUGACAUAAUGAUGAAAUUUAUCUUUUUUUGUGACCUUUUCAUUGGUUGACUUUUUAAUAACAAAUAAAAUAUAUAAAAUAUAUGAUAAAAUAUAUGGAAUUCCAUGCAUAGUAUAGGAAUUGUAUCUUUUCAAAGUUGCAUAAACAAAUUGAGUUUACAUUAUAUAAUUUUACCAAAACAUAAUAGACCCUAGAUUAUAAAAUACAGUAUUGUUAGAUGUAUGACAGGCAGUUUCUAAUUUAUUUUGUUUUGCUUUGUCCAAAUCAUAAAUUGUUAACUGUGAUGAAGUGUGAGAAUCAUAUGGAUUAUUUUAUUUUUUUAUUAUCUUCCAAAUGCAAAUGUUAAGGACUUGCCAACAUGGCCAGUAUUACUUAUAAAAAGUAUCACAAGCAGCAAAUUACAAAAAUUACCUGAAUUUGUUUUGUUUUGUUUUUAUUAUGAGUUUUAUAAUUAGAAUUUUAAAAAAGGAAUUUUGAGAGUGCAUUCAGCUUUUCUGGAACCUAGUACUCCUGGAGAUUUGUGACUUUUCCAGCCAUCAGCUGACUAUGUAGAAAAAGAUUUUUGUUUUUGAAGAAUUUGUAAGUUUCUUCAGUAAACUCAUCCUUUUUUAAAUAUGAGCAACACUUCCAAGUCCAAUUUCAUAGUGGAAUCACAAACAUCCAAGAAGCCACCUCUGUCAAGCAGAAUUCUAGUCAUCCUGUAAUAAGUGACCAUGUCCCAACUUUUGCAUGGUGAGGAGUUGGUCAUUGUCUUUAACAUCUGCAACCCUGUUCAGGCAUUUGACCUGUUGAAGAAAGAGAGCACAUACUACUUUGACUGCUGGGGAAAAUGAAACUUCGUAAAAUGUAAUAAGGAAACCAGUUCCUUGUCCUUUGUCUUAUGUUCUCCAAUGUUAGUAUACCUAUUAUUGGUCUACUAUUACAGGGUGAUUUUUCCUCCAUUGACCUCAUCCAAGUGGGUCAUGUAUGAAAUGUGAAGAACUGCCAUGUACCAAGUCUGUGCUGCCACCCUUUGCAUGUCUUUUCCAUUCUCAUGGGAUUUUUAAAGUGUGCAGGUACUGAAAACAAUUCUGCAUGAGGUUAAAUGCCUAUUUCCUCAACACCUAUUCAGAGGCAACACCUGUGUAGUUGUCCCACCAAAGGUGCUUUGAUACUCGCCUACACUAUUUAAGAAAUUUCCUGUGGGUUUGAAAAGAAUUGGCUCUACUUGCUGAAAUUCACUGAUGCCAACUGCUGUGAGUGACAUUGGUCCAUGCAUUAUUAUAUAAGAAAGUCUUAUUUGCCGGGCUCUGGCCAGCAUCUGGAUAUGAAAACAAGAAACUUGACCAACAUAGGCUUAUGCUUAUAGGGCAGUAGUCUUACAAGUAAAUCUUGCCACAGAGUCACUUGAAGCUAAACAAAGAAGAAAGUGUGAAUUGAAUAUUUGGCCCAUGGCUUGUGAUUAGGAGCAAGUUUUCAUGGAGUGCGAUUAACCCUUUCUGAGAAAACACCGUACUCUAACAUACUGUAAUGGAAAAAACACUGGACUAGAAGUCAAGAAUUUUGGAUUCUGAGCCUGAUGCUGCCACUAUGUAAGUAGUUUUGUUACCAUGGGCAAGUCACUUAACUCCUCUGAGCUUUAUCAUCUGUAAAGUUAGGGUGGGGAAUGAACUAGUUGAUCUGUAAAUAAUUAGCUCUAUAAUUUUAUGACUAAAUCUACAGAUUAUGCCCAUUUGCUAAACAACAUUGUGCACGGAAUGUCCUUUCAGUGACUACCUCAGCAUACAGGCCAAGUGUUACCUACACCAACACCCAAGCCAUUAAUUUGAGGUGCCAGGAGAAUAGAAGGUGAACUGCAGGCUAACACCAUUUAAGUUUUUGUUUAUUUCAGACUUGCCUUGACUUAAAUCUGUUAAAAUUAAGCAGAUUUUUCUUAGACUUCUUUCUUUGUGGGGAAGGAUUAUUUUGUGGGGUGUUGGAGAAAAGUUUAGGACAGGGUGCCCUUAUCUUCCUAGGGUACAAAAGAAUCAGUUACAUUUUUCUUUCUUCCUUAAUCUCUGAACAUACGGUUGGAAUUACAUACAUGUAUCAGCAAAUGGAGAGGUCCUGAAUUUCAAGCCUCUGAUUUAGCUGCUCGUAAACUGCCAAUUUUUUGCUUGACUAUAGUAUGCUGAUCUUUUUGGGAGUCUAAUCUGCUUCUUAUAUAAGGAAAUGCUUUUUACAUUCCAGAUUGUUUAAAUCACACUGUUUGAAUAAAGAACAUACAUGGAGUUUUCUGAUCCUAAA
Messenger RNA from Canis lupus familiaris (dog), 4824 nucleotides. RefSeq names its product solute carrier family 30 member 6 (gene SLC30A6). The transcript has 13 exons. Gene Ontology annotation, cellular component: membrane. The coding region runs from base 406 to 1779 and encodes 457 amino acids. The record is from RefSeq and is a predicted model, not a curated record. NCBI's taxonomy places the organism in Eukaryota, Metazoa, Chordata, Mammalia, Carnivora, Canidae. Gene Ontology annotation, molecular function: monoatomic cation transmembrane transporter activity. Gene Ontology annotation, biological process: transmembrane transport; monoatomic cation transport.